AUGGCAACCCUGGCUACAGCGCCUAGCAAUUGUUGCAUCAAGACGGUCGAGCACACUGGCACUGCUCGCGGGACCAUAGAGAAGAUCGCGGGUAUCGAUACUUACAUCGUAGGCACAGCCGAUCCUCAAGAUUCGAGGAAGAUCAUCCUGUUUUUCGCGGACGUCUACGGCCCCAUAUUUUUGAAUUCGCAGCUCAUCAUGGAUUACUGGGCAUCCAACGGCUAUCUCGUACUCGCCCCGGACUACUUCGAAGGCGACGCGGCCGGUAAGUAUGUCGGGACGCCGGGGUUCAUUAUGAGAGACUGGGCCAAACCCAAGAUGGAGAAAGCCGUCCUGAUGAUCCCUCCUUGGCUCAAGGCCGUGAGGGAGCAAUACGAUUCCACGAACACGAAGUGGGUCACCGUCGGGUACUGCUUUGGUGCCCCAUUUGUAAUGGACUGCGUUGCAUCCGACUGGAUCUCUGCAGGAGCUCUCGCACACCCUGCCUACCUCGAUGAAGGCCACUUCCGUCGCGCGAAGAAGCCUUUGUUGCUGUCAUGUGCAGAGAUAGAUCACACAUUCCCCGCUAUGAAUCGCCGCCGAGCCGUAGAUAUCCUUGUCGAGAAUAAGACAAAAUAUCAUGUCCAAGUCUUUUCUGGUGUUACUCACGGUUUUGCUUUGCGAGGGAACGUGAACGACCCCAUCGCGAGGUGGGCGAAGGAGAAGAGCGCGGAGGGCAUCCUCAGUUGGUUUGACCUAUUUAUCAAUUAA
This is a messenger RNA of Sparassis crispa, 750 nucleotides long. RefSeq names its product Protein AIM2. NCBI's taxonomy places the organism in Eukaryota, Fungi, Basidiomycota, Agaricomycetes, Polyporales, Sparassidaceae. Gene Ontology annotation, molecular function: hydrolase activity. The record is from RefSeq and is a predicted model, not a curated record. The transcript has 8 exons. The coding region runs from base 1 to 750 and encodes 249 amino acids.